AUGCACAGCUCUGCAUUUUCGUCUGUAGACGUCCGUCUCCAAGGCGGAAGCGGCGCUCACGAGGGGAGAGUUGAGGUGUUCUUCAGCGGUCAAUGGGGGACGAUCUGUGAUGACGGUUGGGAAACUGCAGAUGCACGAGUUGUUUGCCGUCAGUUGGGGUUUUCUGGUGCGCAGGAAGCGAAAGGCCAGGCCUUCUUCGGCCAAGGCUCGGGGCAAAUAUGGAUGGACAACGUGCACUGUACCGGCAGCGAGACGAACUUGGGCCAGUGUGACCACAACGGAAUGGGCAAUCAUAACUGUAAUCACGGCGAGGAUGCUGGGGUUAUCUGUAUACCGAAUGACGGAGUCCGUCUCCGAGGUGGAAGCGUCGCUAACGAGGGGAGAGUUGAGGUGAUGCACAACGGCCAAUGGGGAACGAUCUGUGAUGACGGUUGGGGGAUGGAAGAAGCACGAGUUGUUUGCCGUCAGCUGGGCCACCGAUGCGCACAUCGAAGCACAUUCUUCAGUCCAGGCUCGGACCCGAUUUGGAUGGAUGACGUGGCCUGUACCGGCAGUGAGUCGCGCAUAUCCCAAUGCAGUCACCGAGGGUGGGCCAAUCAUAACUGCGGGCACAACGAGGAUAUCGGGGUGGUCUGCGGAACGCACGACGACGACUGUUGCGGUGCGACCUGUCUCCAAGGAACUUGCGUGGACGGCGUCAACACCUAUACCUGUAAUUGUAACCCUGGCUAUGAAGGAUAUCGCUGUGAAACAAACACCAACGACUGCCGUGGUGUGACCUGUCACAAUGGUGGAACUUGCGUGGACGGCGUCAACAGAUAUACCUGUAACUGUAACCCUGGUUAUGAAGGAACUCACUGUGAAACAAACACCAACGACUGUCGUGGUGUCGUCUGUCAAAAUGGUGGAACUUGCGUGGACGGCGUCAACAGAUAUACCUGUAACUGUAACCCUGGCUAUGAAGGGACUCACUGUGAAACAAACACUGACGACUGUCCCGGAGUCAUCUGCCAAAAUAACGGAACUUGCGUGGACGGCGUCAACAGCUAUACAUGUGACUGUGCUCCUGGCUAUGAAGGAGAUCACUGUGAAACAAACACCGACGACUGUCCCGGUGUCAUCUGCCAAAAUAACGGAACUUGCGUGGACGGCGUCAACAGCUAUACCUGUGACUGUGCUCCUGGCUAUGAAGGAGAUCACUGUGAAAUAAACACCGACGACUGUCCCGGUGUCAUCUGCCAAAAUAACGGAACUUGCGUGGACGGCGUCAACAGCUAUACCUGUGACUGUGCUCCUGGCUAUGAAGGAGAUCACUGUGAAACAAACACCGACGACUGUCCUGGUGUGGUCUGUCAAAAUAAUGGAACUUGCGUGGACGGCAUCAACAGCUAUACCUGUGACUGUGCUCCUGGCUAUGAAGGAGAUCACUGUGAAAUAAACACCAACGACUGUCCUGGUGUCAUCUGCCAAAAUAACGGAACUUGCGUGGACGGCAUCAACAGCUAUACCUGUGACUGUGCUCCUGGCUAUGAAGGAGAUCACUGUGAAACAAACACCGACGACUGUCCUGGUGUGGUCUGUCAAAAUGGGGGAACUUGCGUGGACGGCGUCAACAGCUAUACCUGUGACUGUGCUCCUGGCUAUGAAGGAGAUCACUGUGAAACAAGUACGUACUCCUAUUAG
Molecule: messenger RNA, 1683 nt
Organism: Branchiostoma belcheri (Belcher's lancelet)
Lineage: Eukaryota; Metazoa; Chordata; Leptocardii; Amphioxiformes; Branchiostomatidae
Product: fibropellin-1-like
Exons: 12
Coding region: 1-1683 (560 amino acids)
Biological process (GO): Notch signaling pathway
Cellular component (GO): membrane
Molecular function (GO): calcium ion binding; Notch binding
Source: RefSeq, a predicted model, not a curated record